AUGUGGGGCUGCCGUGGGCUGAGCUGCGCAGCCCGGGUUCUGCUUGGUGUCCCGCGGGCGGCCGGGGGCUGGACCAGCGGCCGCCGCCCGCUGCAGCCCGGUCUGAGAACUGUAAAUGUGAUCUUUCGUAAUCUUGACACUGCUGCUGAUUGUAGUCUUUCCUAUAAAGAACUCAAAGGCUUGCUAAAAUCCCAAACAACUCUUAUUGAUGUUCGAGAGAAGUGGGAAAUUGGACAGUUUGGAAAAAUUCCUGGAUCCGUCAACAUACCAUUGGGUGAGGUUGUGGAAGCUCUACAGAUGAACCCAAAAGACUUUAAAGAACGGUACAAUCAAGAUAUGCCUGCUAAAUCUGACCAUCUAGUCUUUUCUUGCAUGGCAGGAGUGCGAAGCAAGAAGGCAUUGGAUAUUGCUAUGUCUUUGGGCUUCAGCAGAGUUCAGCACUAUGCUGGUGGCUUGGAGGAGUGGGCAAAAUAUGAACCACCAGAGAAAAAACAAUGAAGAUUAAUUUUGGAAUAUAAACCUUGUUACAUAGUGUCCUGAAAUUUACACAAGCCUAGUACUAUCUUGUAUGAAAUAAGAUUGAGAAUGUACUGUGAAGGGGAAUGAUUGUUUAGUUAAUACACACUAUUAAAUGUAGCUGGUUAUUCUGAAUUUAAAUUGAUUGAGAGUUGAAAAUUACUCUAGUAGACUGUUCAUUCUCCUUUGGUCAUAUGUUAAAAUUACUGUGGAACUACUCCAUGAAGAAAACUUAAAGCUACAGACUUCAAUGUAAAAACUGAACAUACUGUACAUAUGAUAUAUACAUCAUAGUAAUGUGUACAACAGGGGAUCAUGAUUAAACUUAUGGUGAGGAGUAACUG
Emys orbicularis (European pond turtle) is the source of this 860-nucleotide messenger RNA. It is a transcript of the gene TSTD3, whose product is annotated as thiosulfate sulfurtransferase like domain containing 3. The transcript has 4 exons. NCBI's taxonomy places the organism in Eukaryota, Metazoa, Chordata, Testudines, Emydidae. The record is from RefSeq and is a predicted model, not a curated record. Bases 1 to 498 code for a protein of 165 amino acids.